This is a messenger RNA of Saccharomyces eubayanus, 1110 nucleotides long. It is a transcript of the gene UCC1, whose product is annotated as Ucc1p. The record is from RefSeq and is a predicted model, not a curated record. The transcript has a single exon. NCBI's taxonomy places the organism in Eukaryota, Fungi, Ascomycota, Saccharomycetes, Saccharomycetales, Saccharomycetaceae. The coding region runs from base 1 to 1110 and encodes 369 amino acids.
AUGAAUCAGAGCGAUCACAGCCUGAUGGAUUUACCAUUAGAAAUCCAUUUAUCAUUACUAGAACACGUGCCGAUUGAGCUCCGAGCAGUUAACAAAUAUUUUUACGUUUUGCAUAACUAUAGCUAUAAAGAGAAGAGUUUGGCGUGGAUACCUGAAGAAAACGACCUAUGGGCCCUUAUCAAGCCCUCGUUGUGUCAAUACAUCAAUAGUUUGGACCCGCUAAGGCAGUACGCUAGACAGAUUAUCAGAAAUACGGUAGAACCAAGUCCUAGUGUGCCGCUUUCCGUGACCACGUUCAUCGCAGAUUCGUGGUAUAUAGUGUAUAACACGUUGCGAUAUCCUGGAAAGAUAAUCAACAACGAAUGGGACAAAUUUGGCAAAAAUCAAGACUCAGCUGCGGUGGAAACCAACAGCAGCUUUAAUAAUCGGCCCAAGGAGAGAACCCUCAUGCAGUCAUUGACUGCGUUACCUGUCGACUUUUGGUCCAGAAGAAAAGAUGAACCAACACCAGUAAACGUUUGGUUUUAUGUGAAAAACGCGCAUGUUGCCAGAUACAUACCAAAAGUCGUUACUGAAAUAGGGAUAUGCAACUACGGGCCGAAGCAAAUCGUGGCUAGUGCAGGUUACAUCAACGAGCUGAUCACAUCGGAGGGAAUAUAUUGUAUUAAUCUGGGGCAUCUGCCUAGACUAUACAACGAACAAAUUUUUGAGGGUACGGGUACAACGCAUCUUCCCCUGGAGUUGAGAACCAUUGAUAGAACGGAUUCAGAUGUUUGUGUUAAUGGCGAUUUAGUACUGUUAGGUUAUGACUUUAUUCCGUACGAAAUGACUAAACCGUGGUUGCUCUUUAGAAUUGAGCAGAUAAAUGGUGCUGAAUCCAUAUUCAACUAUAACGAGUGCUCUUUGUCAUAUGAGUUUGCAUGGGGUUUAGCGUGUUUACAAUCUGACGAAAACAUCAAAUUUCCCAAGGACAGAAUAAGCCGGCGCAAUUUCUCUUAUAAGCCCUUCAAGUUAAUAAGAACCUUUGUUUACAAGCAUCCGGAACAAAAGCAAGAUCUCGAUCGAGAAAUAGCAUUACCCAAUUGGAAUACACCUUAUCUUCGAAGAUGA